CCCCGAUCUCAGCUCCUCUCUUCUUUCUCCCCCCCCAUACCAUACCAUACCUCCUCCCAACUUAAACCUCUCAAUCUAACGAACAAUGGCAAUCCACUACUUGAUCCUCCUGUCGCGGCAAGGCAAAGUGCGCCUUGCCAAAUGGUUCACCACUCUCUCCCCCAAGGAGAAGGCCAAGAUCAUCAAGGAUGUGACCCAGCUGGUCCUGUCGCGUCGCACCCGCAUGUGCAAUUUCCUCGAAUACAAAGACACAAAAGUCGUCUACCGUCGCUAUGCCUCCCUUUUCUUCAUCGCCGGCUGCGCAUCCACCGAUAACGAGUUGAUCACCCUCGAGGUCGUGCACCGCUACGUCGAGCAGAUGGACAAGUACUACGGCAAUGUUUGCGAACUGGACAUUAUCUUCAACUUCCAGAAAGCAUACUUCAUCCUGGACGAGCUGUUGCUAGCAGGCGAGAUGCAGGAGAGUAGCAAGAAGAAUGUUCUCCGGUGUAUCAGUCAACAGGACAGCUUGGAAGACAUGGAGGUACGUUGAUACUUGUUCUGGUUUUCAUCCCUGUCCCCUUUUCCACCGGGCGGGGAUGUGAGAAGGAGAUGCAGAGCUGGAAGGGGAUAUACGUAUAUACCCUUUCAGCUUCAUCUCAUGAAACCUGCUCUGCAGUCAUGAUCGUCUUCAAUCCGUUGCCCGGACCCGGUGCCCCUUUUCGCUGAGCCAUGUCACGACUCGGGUUGCCCAUCGCUGUGGCAUCCUUCGCCCUCCUAUUUCCGCCACACCGGCCUCUCACCUCAGGUCGCCCUUCUCUUAUAUAUGCUAAUGCCCCCCCUCAGGUCGAGGAAGAUGUGGUUACGAAGAUCAUGUAGAAGCUUCUCAGGCAGUCAAGCGUUUCCGUGUUUCUCUUGUUUGGGAUAAAUCAUGAUUUUCUGGGCCCCGGGGGCCAGCUCUGUUGGCG
Aspergillus japonicus CBS 114.51 is the source of this 947-nucleotide messenger RNA. Its product is annotated as AP-1 complex subunit sigma. Bases 86 to 532 code for a protein of 148 amino acids. Gene Ontology annotation, biological process: protein transport; vesicle-mediated transport. Gene Ontology annotation, molecular function: clathrin-cargo adaptor activity. The record is from RefSeq and is a predicted model, not a curated record. Lineage: Eukaryota; Fungi; Ascomycota; Eurotiomycetes; Eurotiales; Aspergillaceae. The transcript has 4 exons. Gene Ontology annotation, cellular component: intracellular membrane-bounded organelle; AP-1 adaptor complex.